AAUGAUCACUCUGGUGGCUAUUGCAGGCCUGUACCUGCUUUAUAAGCUUGCCUGUUUCCUCCGCUUCUACCUGAUCGGCCGUCGCACCGGGUUCCCGCUGUACAUCGUCCCAAUCUUCUCGCAGAGCCCCGUGUGGAAGGUUCUCGGGCCCAUCUACCAGCCUGUCUUUCGCAGACAUCUGCCUGAAUGGAUCGCUAACCGGCUGGAUGUCGUGACACACGGCUGGGACUUUCGCCUGAAAAAUAUACUACAUGAACAGCUGGGGAGUGUGUUUGCAGUCGUCUCCCCGGAUGAAUGCACUCUAUGGAUCGCUGAUCCGACCAUCGCGUCUACGGUCCUCCAACGACGCCAGGACUUCGUCCAGCCGCAGGUGGUUGCCGAUGUGCUCGGUUUCUUUGGAGACCAUAUUUUUGCGGCCAAUGGAGAAACCUGGCAGCGGCAUAGGAAAAUCAUCGCCCCCCACCUCAAUGAAACGGUGAUGGAAACCGUCUGGAAGGAGACUCGCCAGCAGGCCGACGCCAUGGUCCAGUACCUGACCGAGCAUCCUGAGAGCGAGACUCUCAACGGACUGCGGAGCAUCGCGAUCAACGUUCUCGGCGAGACCGGGUACGGGCAGAACAUGCCCUGGUCGCCUGAUUUCGCGCAGAGGCUGGACUCCUCCACUGACCACGUAUCGGGGCGGCUGGCUUACUUCCAGACGAUUGCGAUGGUCACGGACCGGUUCAUUCAGGCGGCGCUGAUCCCGGGGUGGAUGAAGACAUUGCCAUUUAUGCCGCGACAGUUGCAGGUGCUGGGAAGGCAGAUGAAGCGAGUGCCAGGAUACAUCCAGGAGAUUCUAGCCGAGAAGAAACAGAAUGCAGACAAGACACGGCAUAGCUUUCUCGACAUGCUGGCCCAGUUUGUCGAUGACAACAAGACCGAGAAUCAGACGACGGAGAAAAAGCUCUUCCUCUCCCAAGACGAGAUCAGCGGCAAUCUCUGGAUCUUCACAGGUGCGGGCUUCGACACAACCGCCAACACGAUGGGAUACGCUGUGCUCCUCCUGGCCGUGUAUCCGGAAUGGCAGGCUUGGAUCCGAAGGGACUUGGAAGGCCUCAAGAACGAGGAAUGGAAGUAUAAUGAUGUUUUCCCCCACUGCCAGCGGAUAAUAGCUUUGAUGUUGGAAACCCUCCGGAUCUACACGCCUGUCCCACACAUCAGCCGUUGCGUGGUCUCGCGCCAAACCAUCGUCUCCAGCACAGGCACGCACGUCCUGCUGCCAUCGCUGAAUGUCUUUGUCGCCGGCCAGAGCCUGCACAACGACCCUGCCAUCUGGGGCGACGAUGUCCGCCGGUUCAACCCUGCGCGGUGGAUCAACAAUGAAACAAACACACUCAUCCCGCCGCCCAAGGGUGCGUUUCUGCCCUGGUCUGGCGGUCCGAGGGUGUGUCCUGGAAUGAAGAUGUCUCAGGUGGAAUUCGUCGCUUCGAUAGCCACCUUGUUCAAGACUAAACGAUGUGAGCCGGUCAAUGGGGGGACGACGCUACAGGAAAGACAGCGGAUCUUACAGGCUGUUAUGGAGGAUUCGGCGCCCAAGUUGACGUUGCAGGUUAGGGAUCCGACACAGGUUAAGCUGAGGUGGAGUGAUUUGUGAAUUAAUAGAAUAUAUUCAAUAUUAGGGUUUAGGG
Penicilliopsis zonata CBS 506.65 is the source of this 1667-nucleotide messenger RNA. RefSeq lists its product as hypothetical. The annotation marks the transcript as partial. NCBI's taxonomy places the organism in Eukaryota, Fungi, Ascomycota, Eurotiomycetes, Eurotiales, Aspergillaceae. The transcript has 4 exons. Gene Ontology annotation, molecular function: heme binding; monooxygenase activity; iron ion binding. The record is from RefSeq and is a predicted model, not a curated record.